Quercus robur (English oak) is the source of this 1334-nucleotide messenger RNA. Its product is annotated as GDSL esterase/lipase At5g14450-like. NCBI's taxonomy places the organism in Eukaryota, Viridiplantae, Streptophyta, Magnoliopsida, Fagales, Fagaceae. The coding region runs from base 1 to 1140 and encodes 379 amino acids. Gene Ontology annotation, molecular function: hydrolase activity, acting on ester bonds. The record is from RefSeq and is a predicted model, not a curated record. The transcript has 5 exons.
AUGGAGUUUGGGAGACUAUUAUUAACUGGGUUCUUGGUUUUAUGUGUUCUAGGUGUGAGUGGUAAGGAGCUGCAACGCUCAGCUCCUUGUAAGUUUCCAGCAAUCUACAACUUUGGUGACUCAAAUUCAGACACUGGAGGCAUAUCAGCAGCAUUUGAUCCCAUUAUAGCACCAUAUGGUGAUUCAUUCUUUCAUAGGCCUGCUGGAAGGGACUCUGAUGGUCGGGUACUCAUAGACUUCAUAGCUGAGCGCCUAAGAUUGCCAUACUUGAGUGCAUACUUGAAUUCACUCGGAACAAAUUACCGGCAUGGAGCAAAUUUUGCCACUGGAGGAUCAACUAUUAGAAGGCAAAAUGAAACCAUAUUUGAAAAUGGCAUUAGUCCUUUCUCUCUUGACAUCCAGAUUGUGCAAUUCCUGCAGUUCAAAGCACGCACUGCUGAUCUCUACAACCAAGCCAAGACAAGAAACAAUCUUCCCAGACCCCAGGACUUCUCCAAGGCUCUUUACACAUUUGAUAUUGGUCAGAAUGAUCUUUCUGCUGGUUUUCGAAAGAUGAGCUUCGACCAACUUCGUGCAGCAUUGCCAGACAUUGUCAAUCAGUUAGCCACAGCAGUCCAACGCAUAUAUCAACAAGGGGGGAGGACAUUCUGGAUACACAACACAGGGCCUAUUGGAUGCUUGCCUUUGAAUUUUUUUUACAAUCAUAAUCCACCGCCUGGCUAUCUGGACCAGCAAGGCUGUGUCAAGGGUCAAAAUGACAUGGCUGUAGGGUUCAACAAGCAGCUCAAGGACAGGGUGAUCAAACUAAGGGCAGAGCUCCCAGAAGCAGCAAUAACAUAUGUGGAUCUAUAUGCUGCAAAAUAUGGACUAAUCAGCAAUGCAAAGAAUGAAGGAUUUGCCGAUCCCCUGAAGGUCUGCUGUGGGUAUCAUGUGAAUUACGAUCAUGUAUGGUGUGGAUCAAAAGCAAUUGUAAAUGGAAGUGAGGUGUAUGGUGCUUCUUGUGCUAAUCCUUCACAGUAUGUUAGCUGGGAUGGUGUGCACUACUCUCAGGCUGCUAAUCAGUGGUUUGCUAAUCACAUACUCAAUGGUUCACUCUCAGACCCACCAAUUCCAAUUAUCCAAGCAUGUCAAAGGCGUUAGUGUGAUCACAACCAUAUGUCAAACAUCAUAAAUUAGUACUAGUAAUUGCAGGCGUGGGACAGUUACAAUUUUUUGUGUGGUGUUGAUGUUAUUUUUUUGUUCAGUAAAAAGUUUGGUACCUCUUCCAACUACACAAUAGAGUCACCAACAUAAAGAGCUUGCUUCAUGCGGCCUUAUGUUGUCAUAUUAACUAU